AUGCGUUAUUUGACCUUGCUAGGGCUGUUUGCGUGUGCGGGAACUGCAUUGGCAUCGGGAUCCCCGCCCGUGGUCAAAGACGAUGGCGAAACCGAGUUAAUAUGCCACUCCAAGAACGCAACCGAUUGUUACCCCAAGAUAUUCCAAGCGACGAAGGAGUUCCAACCAGUACGCCCAGACCAGGACAUACCGCCUGGCCUUCACGUCCGCCUGAACAUACAGACGGGCGAGAAGGAGGCAAAACUGAACGACCCAAACGAGAAGAGACCAGACUUAGAGGGUCUACCUGUUGACAGCUCCAUUGUCCUUGUGGAUCCAGAAGAAGGUGCCGAGAGACCUGUUCCGGCCGGUGCUCCGAAAUACGAACCCGUCGGCAAGGUCAAGGAGCAGACAGGACCAGAGGCCGAGCAAUUCCAUCAAGCAUUGGCCAUUUUGAAGGCAGACCGUGUAGGCAACAUCGCGGACUUUGAUGACGCCCUUGAAAAGCUUAACGAGCUCUCCCACGACAUGUACUUCGGCUCUAUCAUUGCGCAGGACCUCGACGUCCUCCGCUCGCUAUUCUGUGUUAUGAGCGCAGAGGAUGUAUUUUCCAAGGAUGCAGCAUCUUCCAUCAUCCUCCGCGCCGUUCGGGCAGCUGGAACCAUCUCGGCCGCACUACAAAACAACCCUGCGGCUCUCAAGGCAGUGGAGAAACACUGGUCGCCUCUGAUGGAGGCAACCUGCUCCAGCAACGGGAAGCGAGCCUCACUCGGCAGUCUUGUCUUUUCCACCAUUCAACCAGGCAAAGAGACUCUGGCUGCUUCUGGCCGAGACCCUGGACCGAACCUAGUCAAAGCAAAGCUGUCUGCCGUCAAUGGUCUCUUGAAGAGUUCUGAGAUACGCCGGUUCUUCCUCGACAAAAAUGGGAUGCAAGAGAUCCUACGCGUCCUAAUCGUCAAAGAUCCCCAGUACAAAGAUGCUCAGGUGAGAGCGGCGAAUCUGGUGUCCGAUACAUUCCUUGACGAAAGCAUGGGCGCCAUUACUGGACAAUGGCCGACAAAGUCGGCGUCUAGUGCUGCAUACUGUGAAGUGACGGGUAAUACUAUGAAGGAUGUGUGCUGGGACUACCAUAUUGCAAAAGCAGCUGCUGAUACCAAGUCGGAUUCGGACCAUUGGAGUGGUUCUUUGUUGACUAUGCUUCGGGAUCAACUGAAGGCAAACGACAAGGGGUCGGGAGAGAAGGCAGGACAUGAUGAACUGUAG
Messenger RNA from Pyricularia grisea, 1242 nucleotides. RefSeq lists its product as uncharacterized. The record is from RefSeq and is a predicted model, not a curated record. The transcript has a single exon. Gene Ontology annotation, molecular function: adenyl-nucleotide exchange factor activity. Gene Ontology annotation, cellular component: endoplasmic reticulum. The coding region runs from base 1 to 1242 and encodes 413 amino acids. NCBI's taxonomy places the organism in Eukaryota, Fungi, Ascomycota, Sordariomycetes, Magnaporthales, Pyriculariaceae.